Nematolebias whitei (Rio pearlfish) is the source of this 805-nucleotide messenger RNA. It is a transcript of the gene rpl7, whose product is annotated as ribosomal protein L7. Gene Ontology annotation, cellular component: cytosolic large ribosomal subunit. The transcript is spliced from 7 exons. Lineage: Eukaryota; Metazoa; Chordata; Actinopteri; Cyprinodontiformes; Rivulidae. The record is from RefSeq and is a predicted model, not a curated record. Gene Ontology annotation, biological process: maturation of LSU-rRNA from tricistronic rRNA transcript (SSU-rRNA, 5.8S rRNA, LSU-rRNA). Gene Ontology annotation, molecular function: structural constituent of ribosome; RNA binding. Bases 15 to 752 code for a protein of 245 amino acids.
UCUCGGCGAUCACAAUGGCGGACGCAGAAAAAAAGGUUCCGUCGGUCCCUGAGAGCCUUCUAAAGAGGCGAAAGGCCUACGCUGCUAUGAAGGCCCUCCGCAUCAAGAAGCUGGUGGCGGAGAAGAAGGUCCGCAAAGUGACCAGGAAACUGAUCUAUAAGAGGGCUGAGAAGUACCACAAGGAGUACAAGCAGAUGUACAGGCGUGAGAUCCGCCUGUCCAGAAUGGCUCGGAAAGUGGGGAACUACUAUGUUCCACCUGAGCCCAAACUGGCUUUUGUCAUCAGAAUCAGAGGUAUCAACGGCGUCCCCCCAAAAGUCCGCAAAGUCCUCCAGCUCCUCCGUCUGCGCCAGAUCUUUAACGGUGUGUUUGUCAAGCUGAACAAGGCUUCAAUCAACAUGCUCAGGAUUGCAGAGCCUUACAUUGCUUGGGGAUACCCCAACCUGAAGUCUGUGCGCGAGCUCAUCUACAAACGUGGCCAUGGCAAAAUCAGGAAGCAGCGUAUUGGCCUCACAGACAACGCUCUGAUUGAGAAGUCCCUCGGCAAGUAUGGCAUCAUCUGCGUUGAGGACCUCAUCCAUGAGGUCUACACAGUUGGCAAGAACUUUAAACCCGCCAACAACUUCCUUUGGCCGUUCAAACUGUCGUCUCCCCGCGGUGGCAUGAACAAGAAGACUACACACUUUGUGGAGGGAGGUGACGCUGGCAACAGGGAGGACCAGAUCAACAGAAUGAUCCGACGGAUGAACUAGAUCCACGGGUUUUCUAAGGACUCAAAAUGUACAAUAAAAUGUGGACAAAAAAC